Ceratotherium simum simum (southern white rhinoceros) is the source of this 3514-nucleotide messenger RNA. The record is from RefSeq and is a predicted model, not a curated record. NCBI's taxonomy places the organism in Eukaryota, Metazoa, Chordata, Mammalia, Perissodactyla, Rhinocerotidae.
CGUUCCCACAGCCGCCAGCGGAGCGUGCUGCCAUGGCGCUGGCUGGGCCCAGGACCCGGGACCCCAGGCCUCCGGCCCCUCUCUUGCUGCUGCCGCUGCUCUGGGCCCCUGCCCUCGCCCUCCUGGCCGGAACGGUGCCUCCGGAGACCCUGAGCACCUGUGCCUCAGACCCAUGUGCUCCAGGGACCCAGUGCCAGGUGACGGAGAGUGGUGGCUACACCUGUGAGCCCACGGAGCCCCAGGGCUGUGCCACCCAGCCAUGCCACCACGGCGCUCUGUGUGUGCCCCAGGGUCCAGAUCCCAACGGCUUCCGCUGCUACUGCGUGCCCGGGUUUCAGGGACCCCGCUGCGAGCUGGACAUCGAUGAGUGCGCGUCCCGGCCCUGCCACCACGGGGCCACAUGCCACAACCUGGCCGAUCGCUACGAGUGCCACUGCCCCCUCGGCUAUGCAGGCGUGACCUGUGAGGCGGAGGUGGACGAGUGCGCUUCAGCGCCCUGCCUGCACGGGGGCUCGUGCCUGGACGGCGUGGGCUCCUACCGCUGUGUGUGUGCGGCGGGCUACGGGGGCGCCAGCUGCCAGCUGGACCUGGACGAGUGCCAGAGCCAGCCGUGCGCGCACGGGGGCGUGUGUCACGACCUGGUCAACGGGUUCCGGUGCGACUGCACGGACACGGGCUACGAGGGCGCGCGCUGCGAGCAGGAGGUGCUGGAGUGCGCGUCGGAGCCCUGCGCCCACAACGCCUCCUGCCUCGAUGGCCUUGCGAGCUUCCGCUGCCUCUGCUGGCCAGGCUACAGCGGCGAGCAGUGCGAGGUGGAUGAGGACGAGUGUGCGGCGGACCCCUGCCAGCACGGGGGCCAGUGCCUGCAGCGCUCAGAUCCGGCCCUCUACGGGGGCGACCAGGCCACCUUUCCGGGCGCCUUCAGCUUCCGCCACGCUGCCGGCUUCCUGUGCCGCUGCCCCCCGGGCUUUGAGGGGGACGACUGUGGCGUGGAUGUGGACGAGUGUGCCUCAAGGCCGUGCUUCAAUGGAGGCCGCUGCCAGGACCUGCCCAGUGGCUUCCAGUGCCACUGUCCAGAUGGCUACACAGGCCUGACAUGUCAGGAAGAUGUGGACGAAUGCCUGUCGGAGCCCUGCCUCCAUGGUGGGACCUGCGAUGACACCGUGGCGGGCUACAUCUGCUGGUGCCCGGAGGCCUGGGGUGGGCAUGACUGUUCUGUGCAGCUCACUGGCUGCCAGAACCACACUUGCCCGCCGGCUGCCACCUGCAUCCCCACCUUCGAGUCUGGGGUCCACAGUUACACCUGCCACUGCCCACCUGGUACCCAUGGACCUUUCUGUGGCCAGAAUACCACCUUCUCCGUGGUGGCUGGGAGCUCUCUGCGGGCCUCGGUGCCAGCUGGUGGCCCCCUAGGGCUGGCACUGAGGUUUCGCACCACGCUACCGGCUGGUGCCUUGGCCACCCGCACUGACACCCAGGACAGCUUGGAGCUCAUGCUGGCGGGGGCCACGCUUCAGGCCACACUCUGGAGUCACGGCAACACUGUGCUUGUCCUGAGGCUGCUGGACCUGGCCCUCAAUGACGGCCACUGGCACCGAGUGGAGGUGACGCUCCGCCUAGGGGUCCUGGAGCUGCGGCUCUGGCACGAGAGCUGCCCUGCCCAGCUCUGUGUGGCCUCCAGUCCUGUGGCCCCGGCUCCUACAGCUUCCGUGGCCCCGACGCCUGUCGGGCUCCGCUCUGCCCAGCUGGGUGGCGCGGCCUUUGCAGGCUGCCUCCAGGACGUGCACGUGGACGGGCACCUCCUGCUGCCUGAGGAUCUCGGCGAGAACAUCCUUCUGGGCUGCGAGCGCCGUGAGCAGUGUCAGCCUCCGCCUUGUGCCCACGGAGGGACCUGCGUGGACCUGUGGACUCACUUCCAUUGCGACUGUCCCCGGCCUUAUAGUGGUCCCACAUGCGCUGAUGAGGUUCCUGCUGCCACCUUUGGCUUGGGGGGCACCCUGAGCUCUGCCUCCUUCUUGCUCGACCAGCUGCCAGGCCCCAACCUCACUGUGUCCUUCCUCCUGCGCACUCGGGAACCUGCUGGCCUGCUGCUCCAACUUGCCAACGACUCAGCUGCUGGCCUGACCGUGUUCCUGAGCGAGGGCCAGAUCUGGGCUGAGGCGCUGGGCAAUCCUGCUCUGGUGCUGCCCGGGCGCUGGGAUGACGGGCUCCGCCACCUGGUGACGCUCAGCUUCGGCCCUGACCAGCUGCAGGGCUUGGGGCAGCAGGUGCACGUGGGUGGGAGGCUCCUCCCUGCUGACGCCCAGCCCUGGGGUGGGCCCUUCCGAGGCUGCCUCCAGGACCUGCGACUCAAUGGCCUCCACCUCCCCUUCUUUCCGCUGCCACUGGGGAACUCAAGCCAGCCGGGGGAGCUGGGCAGCAGGCAGUCCUGGAACCUCACCAUGGGCUGCGUCUCCGAGGACACGUGCAGUCCUGACCCCUGUCUCAAUGGUGGGACUUGCCUUGUCACCUGGAACGACUUCCAUUGCACCUGCCCUGCCAAUGUCACGGGGCCCACGUGUGCCCAGCAGCUGUGGUGUCCUGGUCAGCCCUGCCUCCCGCCUGCCACCUGCGAGGAGGUCCCGGAUGGCUUUGUGUGUGUGGCCGAGGCCACGUUCCGCGAGGGACCCCCGGCCGCAUUCAGCGGGCACAACGCGUCGUCGGGGCGCUCGCUCGGCGGCCUCUCGGUCGCCUUCCGCACGCGGGACCGCGAGGCCGGGCUGCUGCGCGCGUCCGACGGCCGCUUCGAGUGCCGCUGCCCGCCUGGCUUCGCGGGCCCGCGCUGCAGGUCUGUCCUGCCAGAGGAGUGCGGCCUGAACUCCACCUGCCUCAGUGGUGGCCCGUGUGAGGGAGGGGCCCGGGGGACCAACUGCAGCUGCCAGCAGGGCUUUGCUGGCCAGAGGUGUCGGAUGCCCUGUGAAGCCAACCCCUGCUUGAAUGGGGGCACCUGCCGGGCCUCUGGCGGGGUGUAUGAAUGUCUCUGCAACGCAAGGUUCUCAGGCCAGUUCUGUGAAGUGGUGAAGGGCCUGCCGCUGCCGCUGCCGUUCCCGCUGCUGGAGGUGGUCGUGCCUGCAGCCUGCGCCUGCCUCCUCCUCCUUCUCUUGGGCCUCCUCUCAGGGAUCCUGGCGGCCAGAAAGCGCCGCCAGUCAGAGGGCACCUACAGCCCGAGCCAGCAGGAGGUGGCCGGGGCCCGGCUGGAGAUGGACAGUGUCCUCAAGGUGCCGCCCGAGGAGAGACUCAUCUAGGCCUGCGGCUGCUGGCUCCGGCACCCACGAGGUCCGGAACGGUUUCUCCUGGAAGACCCAGGAGGCCGCUUCUAGGAGCCUGCGGGGAAGGCUUGCCCCUUCCCGGCCUUGGGGAGCUGCUGCAGAGCCCGGGAUACCCACUGCGGAAGCGACCCCUUGGCUGGCAGCCCCAUCGUGGACUGAGGAAAAGGGGGCACUCAGGGAAGCAGAGAGGGGCCGGCGAGGUCGUG